Messenger RNA from Durusdinium trenchii, 1674 nucleotides. The record is from the annotation of a GenBank genome assembly. NCBI's taxonomy places the organism in Eukaryota, Dinophyceae, Suessiales, Symbiodiniaceae.
AUGAAACUGACAUCCCCAAAGCGGAAGCAAGGAGCUAAGCUGCUUAGGUCUUUGUCAGGCAUGGCCGCCUUAGCCGUCGAACACCUGGAGUUUGAGGACAUAGCAAGUGAAGAUGGGGUUCGGAACAUCAUGAGCAGGCUGAAGGAAUUUUUCCUUCCACAUCUCGAGGUGAGUUUACCUCGAGCUUUCGAGGCUGCUGUUUACGGCAAGCCUCGACAGUCGGCAGAAUCCUUUCCUGAGUACAUCGCCAGAAUGGAGCGAGCAUUCCAUCGAUUGAGCAAGGAAGGGGUAGAGCUGCUGGAAGGUGCAAGUGGGUACAUCAUGUACCGCCAGGCUUCGCUAAGUGAAGCGCACGAGCAACGCCUCCUGACUUGGUGCGAUGGGCACUAUGACAAAUCGUCGAUAGUGAAAGCAUUGAGGAAGCUGGACAAGGUCGUGAAAGACAAGAACGCGAAAAGAGAGGACUAUGUGUUCGUGGCCGAAGGCGAUUUGGACGCGGUUUAUUCCGAGUCCGAGAUGCUGGAAGCUCUAGCGAGCUACAAAGAAGUGAGGGAAGCUUUGAGGAAUCAGCGGAACGGUCGAGGCUACUAUGGCCGCGACCACUUCAAAGGAAAAGACGACCUCACUCGCGCUUCGGUGAAGAACAUGUCGGGCUUGGUGGAGCGAGUGGGCAGGCUGCUGACCUCGAGAGAGGAAGAAAAGGUGAAAGACGUCAAGAUGAAAAGCUACGCCAGGAAACCAAAGAUGGCAGUGAGGAACUGGCGAGUGCUGUUGGACAAGCUGUUCACUCUCCUGGCCUUCGUGGAACGGCAGCAGCUCAUCCAAGAAUGGCUACCCGAGUUGCACUCUCUUUCGGGGCCAUCUAUGCUGCAGUCAAAGGAGGAAGACAGUUUGGAAGCCUGCUAUCAGAAGAUCAUCAUCAAUGCCAAGGUUUUGCACCCCUUGAAGUCAAAAGAAGCUCCGACGGUCUCCAUGAGCACCUGCGUACACCCCAAGGCGCAGUUGAAGGGCGGAGGGAACAAGAGCGCUUCUUACAUCUAUUGCAAGAUGUGCCACUGCAGAUGGGAAUCUCCGUUGACGGCGGCAGACAUCAAAGAAGACUUGAAGAAGGGAAAGAAGGGCCUCUUGAGUCAAAAGAUGGAAGAAGCCAGGACGGAACAGGAAGUGAAAGUCCCCGCCAAGGAGAAGGAAGUGUCGGAGAAAGAACAAGCAGAGAUGUGGCAAGAACUGCGACGGCAGCGAGUCGACUUGCAGGAGAAAGAAGUCCACAUCGAAGCGAUGAUGAGGGCAUUGAAGACCCAGAAGCACGAGCUCCAGGAGAUGAUUCAGAAGGGAGUGAUUCAAGGAGCCGAAGCACCAGCGAAGAAGACCCAAGGGAAGCUUCCGGAGGAGGAGACACCUCAAUGCCUGUGCAACGAAAUGGCCGUGAAGGCCUCUCGAGUAGACGAGAGGACCCUGGAAGAGAAGUUCUUCUGGGUGUGCAAGUGGGGCAAUUGCGACUUCUUUCAGAGGGAGCCCAUGAAGGCAAUCAAGGACAAAGCCCCAAGCGAGAUGAGCUUCCAGAUGCUGGGAAGCACAGCCUCGAGCAGCCAUCGAGGAAGGAGGAGCAAAAGUCCAAGGCUGGAGAAGAGGACCAACAGAGGAGAAACGAUCCCAGUACCAGACAGCGACUAG